GGUCACUAUCAAGUUUCUAAGCGGAAUAGUGUAGUAGCCACAUCGAAACUAUAGGCCACUAGGGAAGCCAUUGCCUAUAGUUUAUGAGAGCCAGUGCAUAAAGUUUUAUUUAUUUUGAGUAUUGUUUUUGCUUUGUUUAGUAUGAGUGACCAAUCAGGACCUUCGAAAAGACUCAAUGCAAUGCCGGAUCGUGCAAAAAAGCGUCUAAAAAAUACAGAGGUAGAGUUAUUACUGGAUUCGGACGACGACUUUUAUGCAGGAAGUGAUAUCGAUGAUAUAAACUAUGAAUUUGUCGAUAGUGAAAGUGACUCGGAAUCCGAAGAAAACGAAGCUUCGCAGUUGCAGUUUCCACGACAUGUUGGAGUACCGACUUCAGUUCUAUGAGGGAAAUUCCUUUUACUCGGACAAAUUCACUACUAGUGCCAGCGCCGAAUAAUCCAAAGGAUUAUUUUGAUUUAUUUGUCAGUGAAGAUUAUUUACAAAAAAUCGUCAAUUGCUCAAAUAGAUACGCAGAAAAGUUGAAAAAUUCAUCUAAUCAGGCUCAGUCUCGAAUUACACAAUGGAAGUCGCUCACUAUGGAAGAACUGAAAAUCUUUAUUGGGUUACUAUUACACACUAGUACAGCAAAAAUGAAUCGCAUUGUUGAUUACUGGAAAAGUCACCGUUUAUAUAAAUCAGUUUUCCCUCAAUAUAUGUCAAGAAAUAGAUUUCAAAUAAUUCUUAGAUGCCUCCAUUUUGUUGAAGAACAAAAUAAUACCGAUUGCAUGGAUAAAUGCAAAUUAGUAAUAGAUAAUUUCAAUAAUGUUAUGGAACGUAUUUAUUACCCCGAUCAAAAAUUGUCUAUAGAUGAAUCGAUGAUUUUAUGGCGUGGUCGCCUUAUUUUCCCCCAAUACAUGGAGGUAAAAAGACACAAACAUGGAAUCAAGUUAUAUGUACUUGCGGAACCAAAUGGUACCAUCCUAAAAGUGCAUCUAACUGCGGAGAAAUGCCACACUGAAAAAAUAGUGCAAAAGUUGUUACAGGGAAAAUUGAACGCUGGCCAUGCACUAUUUAUGGACAAUUUUUAUAACAGCUACAGUUUAGCUAUCAAACUAUUGGACCAAAAUACCUAUUGCACCGGUACAUUGAACAAGAAACGUAAAGAUAACCCAAACAGCAUAAUGACAAAAAAAAUAAAAAAAGGCGAAAAUGUAUCACAGUGUCGUAACGGUGUCCAUAUAGGGAAAUGGAAGGACAAAAGGGAGAUAAAUUACAUAUCUACCGAAUUUUCUAACGAAAUGCAAGAAGUGACCACCAGACGAGGCACUGUAACAACAAAACCUGCAGCCAUCAUAAAUUUCAACAAAAACAUGUCAGGCAUUGAUCUACAAGAUCAAAUGCUCAGUUACUACCCAUGCGAAAGGAAGACUUUACGUUGGUACAUGAAAAUUUUUAUACAUACUUUGAUGAUGAGUCUGAUAAAUGCCCGGCUACUUUAUAACAAAUAUUCUAAUCAGAAGAGCAUGACACUUUAUGAUUUCAGGGAAAAAAUUAUUGAAUCCUAUUUGUUAAAAAUAACAUCCGAUCCACAAACAACACAGAAGUCACGUGGAGACCAAGAACAACACAAGUUAACUAAAAUUGAAAAAACCAAACCGCGAUGUCUCAGCACCGGCAAAACAGUAAACGCAACGUCCAGAAAGGAUUGCAGAAAUUGUUAUAAAAAUGAAAAAAGGGUAAACACCACCACUGAAUGUAAAAAAUGUCCAGGUUCUCCCCCAUUAUGUUUUGAUUGUUUUUUUGAAUUGCAUUAUUGCACUGCUAAAUAAUUUUAUAAUUUGUAUCUCUUUCUUUUUAUAAUUAGUCCAACGAAAUGAAAACUAGUAAGUUCACUAUAAAUGGUGAUUUUUGAUAAUUACU
Onthophagus taurus is the source of this 1899-nucleotide messenger RNA. The record is from RefSeq and is a predicted model, not a curated record. Lineage: Eukaryota; Metazoa; Arthropoda; Insecta; Coleoptera; Scarabaeidae.